UCCAGGACAGGUUUGGGAACCACUGGUGACAGGCUGCGAGAUGUACGGCAAGCAGAUGGAGUCCGCCGCUGGUAUCGAGGAGCUGACGGACGAGGAGAAGGAAAUUAUAAAUGGCGUGCUGGCGAGAGCCAAGAUGAUGGAGGCCAUGGAGCAAGAGAGGAUUGGGCGUCUGGUAAAUCGCCUGGACAGCAUGAAGCGGACGGCCUGUGGUGACGGCUACUCGCGUUGUUUACUCUGCAGCCAGCAGUUCGGCCUGGCGGGCGUCAGCGCGGUCGUGUGCGCCGAGUGUAAAAAGAACAUGUGCACCAAGUGUGGCGUUCAAAGCGUCAGUCAUUCCAGUCCAAUAUGGCUGUGCAAAAUCUGCAGCGAGCACAAAGAGGAGGAAAUGAGGCUUAUGAUUGCAGUAUCAUUUUCCCGUUUUCUCCCAUGCUCAGCAGAAACGAUGCCCCCUAAACGAGACGAGCAUUCUGUCUUAUCCCAAAGAGCCCUAGAAGCAGACAGAGGUAGACAGUCUAUGAGCAGGAGCACAGUUCAGUCUGACGUCGCCGUGGAAGGACAAACUUACUCACCUGUGGUGAAGAGAGAAGUACCGGUUAUGAGCUCCAAACCUCCGAUGUCCACCUUUUCCACGACUCCCAUACAAAAAGAUCCUGUGAGUCGAUCGGAGGCCAGGGCACCACCUGCUAUGCAGACCGACGCACGUUUACCAGCUGCCAACAGCGUUCCCGCUUCACGCCAGCCACCACCCCCCACUGCAGAGGAUGAAGAGGACGCCAACAGCUAUGACUCUGAUGAUGCCACCACUCUGGGCAUGUUGGAGUUCAGUCUGCUCUACGAGGAGGAGAAAAACGAACUGCAGUGCAAUAUAAUCAAAGCAAAGGGUCUCAAGCCCAUGGACUCCAAUGGUCUGGCUGAUCCUUAUGUGAAACUGCACUUGCUUCCAGGAGCCAGUAAGUCUAACAAGCUAAGAACAAAGACGAUUCGUACCACCUUGAACCCUGUGUGGAACGAGACCCUUGUUUAUCAUGGCAUCACUAAUGAAGACAUGCAGAAAAAGACUCUCAGGCUUUCUGUCAGUGAUGAGGACAAGUUCGGCCAUAAUGAGUUUAUCGGCGAGACGCGGGUGGUCUUGAAAAAACUGAAGCUGAACCAGAAGAAGACCUACAAUGUGUGUCUUGAGAGAGUGAUUCCGGUGAGACGUACUGCUGGCGCAGGUGCAUCUCGUGGCAUGGCGCUCUAUGAGGAGGAGUUGAAGGACGAUGAAGAGGGAGGGGAGAGGGGACGUAUCUUGAUUUCUCUCACUUACAACAGCCAGCAGAGUCGUCUGAUUGUGGGUGUAGUUCGAUGUGCUCAUCUGGCAGCAAUGGACGCGAAUGGCUAUUCGGACCCCUUUGUAAAGAUUUCCUUGAAGCCUGACAUGGGAAAGAAAGCAAAGUAUAAAACUCAGAUCAAGAAGAAGACACUUAACCCUGAGUUUAAUGAGGAGUUCAGCUAUGAAGUCAAGCAUGCUGAACUGGCAAAGAAGACUUUGGACAUCUCUGUCUGGGAUUAUGACAUGGGAAAAUCUAACGAUUUCAUAGGUGGAUGCCAGCUUGGUAUCACCGCUAAGGGUGAAUGUCUGAAGCACUGGUAUGAAUGUCUGAAGAACAAGGACAAGAAGAUCGAACGCUGGCAUGUUCUGUUGAAUCAAAACAACACUGAGGCUGAUGACUGAGGUGUCAUAUCUCCAAAGAUGACAGUAUACGGUUCCAUCUUCCAAACAAAGUAAUCUUGCUUCCAAGCUCAAACUGCUGAUAAUGUAUACUUUCGAUUCUUUGUCUUUGCUCUCCUGAAACCCUGUGAUGAGCUAUAGUUGUCCAACUGAGAAAAACCUAGAAAACCCAGUUACUUUGUUUUUUGGUGGGAAAAAAACAAGUGUAUGAUAUUUUUUCACUCAGUAAAUGCCUUAAAGAACAAAACCUCAUGAAUACGGAUGUGACGCAAAUAUAUUAGUCAUUAAACCCUGCAACCAAAUCUACUCAAGGACACUGGGGAAAAAAAUG
Sinocyclocheilus grahami is the source of this 2042-nucleotide messenger RNA. Its product is annotated as rabphilin-3A-like. The coding region runs from base 41 to 1714 and encodes 557 amino acids. Lineage: Eukaryota; Metazoa; Chordata; Actinopteri; Cypriniformes; Cyprinidae. Gene Ontology annotation, biological process: regulation of calcium ion-dependent exocytosis; intracellular protein transport; spontaneous neurotransmitter secretion. Gene Ontology annotation, molecular function: small GTPase binding. The transcript has 15 exons. The record is from RefSeq and is a predicted model, not a curated record. Gene Ontology annotation, cellular component: synapse; neuron projection; postsynaptic membrane.